GGAGCAGUAUUAGGGGAUUCCCGAGCCGGGGCUCUCGAGAUCCGGCGGGUCUUGCUUUUUAGCCUUGCCAAGACCGUGCAUGGUAGGGCUUGUCCCCGGCGUCAAAGGCAGAAACAACUGAGCCCCAGGACUUCUGUUUUACAUUGAGAGCUCAGGAGUGGGCGGUUCAUUUUCCCUGCAUCUGGGGAGCCCGCAAGGCUAUGCAGGCUGUGACCUUUGACAUCUGUGCAACCCGAUACAGGAAGCGUGAAUAGAAGAGACUGACCGUUCAUGAUGAUUCACAGAAAUGACAGCUCAGAUAUCCUGACAUUCCACAUGAAAAACGGGAUGAGAAAUUCCAGGUAUAAGCCAGCAGACUACCAACAGUUACGUGCCUUAGCCAACGCCAGGAAGUUAGCGUCUGCUUCCACAGAGCUGAAGAUCAGAAAAACUAUGGAGACUUCAAAGGCGGCUAAAGAGCAAAUGCUGAUCAAGCAGCACAAGAAGGUGUGGCGUCAGGAGCAGGAGCGGCUGAAGGGAGUCAGAUGUAAAUUGGAGUCUGAAAUAAAAUCUUGUCUCAAUGAGGAGAGCAUUGGAAACGAAUGUUUUUGUGAGCUUAUGAAUUUUGAAAAAGAGCUGUCAGAACAAUGGUACACAUAUCUUAAAGCUGUGAUUGACCCUAUUCACCAAAUGAGAACAGGCCUGAAGAGACAGUACCAUACUUCCCAGUAUGCACCCUACAGUAAGGGAUCUAACUCACCAUCGGUUCUGGAAGAGGUUGACUUGGUCAAGAAACAAUCCAAGGCUGCCUUUGAGAGGCUUAAUCAGGAGCAAUGGAACACAGAAAAAGACCUUUCAGACUGGAGUGCGAAGUUACUAGAUUAUUCUUCAGAAGAAAAGGCCAACCUGCUCAGCGAACAGCCCAUGGAGUUAGAAACUUUGGAGUGCCCAUACCCUGACCUGAAAUCGUCAAUCCUUAAUGAGUUCUAUGACUUUACAGAGGAAUAUCAAGAGAAACUUGGAUCUUUUGAUCUGCAAUUGGAAGACAUACGCAGGAACUUCCAACUAAGUAAAGAAGAACAGUGGAUCUACCAGGCCGUUUUAGAUCAGUACCCUGGAAAUCUCCCUGGCAGAAGGACUCUGUACUUGGACAUGCUGCAAAGAUAUUUUCCGUACAAAUCUAGGCAUCAUUUGGUAGAACACGAGAAACACUAUGACCAGUAUCGCUUUGCUAGAGAGCAGAGAAGAAUCCUGAUGGACAGCUGGGCUAGGAACAGGAGAGACUUUAUCCAGAAAGCCAUGCUGACCCUCGUCGAGGCCUGUGCAGCUCAUGAAAUGGAGAGCAUGUUGGCCAAGGACAGGAAACGGCAGCAGGAGCUGUGUGCUGACCUGAAAGCCAAGGUUUCUGAAUGGCGAGCCCAGCAGGAAGAGUUAGCAAGACUGGAAAUGGAGAUUUCAGCCAGAAGAAGAGAAAGGCAAGAGGAGAAAGCGAAACUAUGGAAGGAGAAAGAACUGCUGCAAAGGGAGGAGACAAAGACAAAGAUAAGAAAAUACUGGGCGAAGAAACAACAGACGUGGCAAGAAAUGGAAGGGAGAGAUUUACUGCGCCUGGAAGAACUGAAGAAAUUAAUGGCUGAGCAGUCAGUGAAAGACAGAGAAAGGGUUAAAUAUAGACAAGAAUUAUUGGAGAAGCGUUUGCUGGAGAGAAAAAAACUGGCCCUUCAAGAAGUUCAGGAAGAAGAAGAGAGAGAGAGGCGCCUGGAAACCCUUCGAAAGCAGGUUGCUGUUGUUGUUCAGUCUGAUCCAGUUAGGAUGAUGUCAGACACACUGGCCUGGAGAGCCAGGACAGACGCUGAAAGUGAAGAUGAAUUCAUUCUUCAAAAGCCACUCUUCUCACUGACUACAUACAAUGAGCAGCAGAUAACUUCUGAUCCUAGACUUCGAUUUGAGUUAGCGCUUCGAGAAGCUGGACUCCAUAAAACACUGUAUGCCAAAGAGAUGCUACCAAAAAUUGGUCCUCACAAGCCUCCAAGGAAGGACACAGAAUCAACUGUGUUCAAGAACUAGAGGGCACAUGAAACCAUUAUAUGAAUAUGGAUAAUGAUCAUUACCACUUCUAAAUGUUUAAAAAGUACCAGAUGUAGAAAUCAUAGCAUUUAUUAAACAAC
Messenger RNA from Psammomys obesus (fat sand rat), 2147 nucleotides. It is a transcript of the gene Ccdc148, whose product is annotated as coiled-coil domain containing 148. The transcript is spliced from 15 exons. The record is from RefSeq and is a predicted model, not a curated record. The coding region runs from base 271 to 2046 and encodes 591 amino acids. Lineage: Eukaryota; Metazoa; Chordata; Mammalia; Rodentia; Muridae.